Molecule: messenger RNA, 2477 nt
Organism: Somion occarium
Lineage: Eukaryota; Fungi; Basidiomycota; Agaricomycetes; Polyporales; Cerrenaceae
Source: the annotation of a GenBank genome assembly
UGCAUUUGUGGCGGAUGCGUCGAGGACUGUUCUUCUUUGCUUGCAUACAUGAUCGUCUCUUUUUUCUUUCAAAGUCUAUACGGUGAUAUCUAGCAAAACUCAAUCAGUCCUGCCUUCCGUCUUGUCCUGACUCGUGUGCCGCUCUGUCCUUGCUGCGCUGUUCUGCUUUGCUAUUCAUUCUGUUAUCUUUCCUAGCACCCAUCCUUCUGCUGCUUGAAGCUACUGCACUCGAUAUUAUCUCCUUCUAAUCCAACCUCGCUCUCUCUGUGCCACAUCUCGCUUCUAGCACCGAUUACUCUUCCAUUCCGGCCCUGCAAUUAUGCCUGCAUUCGAUCCUGUUCGCGAUGCCGUACUCAACUCACCUGUCACCCCCAAUCCGCCCCUACCUUCAAGAAUCCGUCUUGAGCUUCCAGUCGCCAAUCCUAUAACUAAUCCCUCUCCGACCUCUUCAGAUUCUGCGCGGUCCACGGCUAGCCCGCUUACUCGGCGUGCCACCGAUCUGUCCAUGCUUUUAAACUCGGAUCCACCUCAAGACACCCCUUUGUUCACCCCCACCACUCCUCGCGGUCCUACAAACUUCUCACAUAUUCUCCACCCCGACUCUUCACCAGACGAAAAGCUCGGUAGCUCUCAACCGUUACGAAGGAAACCUUUCUCCUCAUCCGACACCUCUUACUUCCCCGAACCUCCUGCUGAGCAAUCUCGUCCAUCUACGGCUACCUCGACUACACCCAGCACGUCUUCCCCUCCUAUAACCAAACGUGUUCCCCUACCUUUACCUCCAAAACCAGUGGCGAUGCCCCCUCCACCUGUCCCACCUAGAUCGACAAUCCCAUAUGCACCACGUAAACGCAUUACUCCCGCGACAUCAGUGCUCGUCCCUCUGACAUCAUCGGAGAUGGACUGGUACCGUAACUAUCCUGGAGGUAUUGGCACCCAGAUUCUGAGGAGUAGCACCAAGAGGAAACGAUUAGAGGAAGCAGAUGAGGAAGGUCUCCCUCCACAUAAACGUUCCCGAGAUGUCGGUCUCGUAGUUUCACAUUACAAUCUCCGUCCAGAAGUAGGCGUCGAUAAACGGAACGAAUCACCUAUCAUUGGUCUCAAGAGCUUCAAUAACUGGGUCAAGUCCGUUCUGAUCACGCAACAUGCGCAUCCAGUGCUCGCUCGGAGUCCUAACGCCGGGACAUACCCCAUAUCAGGUCCUCCAGAUAUGAGAGGUCGGGUUGGGGGUAACCGUGCAGCAGGGAAGGUCCUGGAUAUGGGGUGUGGUAAGGGUGGGGAUUUGAGCAAGUGGGUGAAGGCGAAGAUCAGGGAGUAUGUUGGCAUUGAUAUCGCCGAGGUCUCGAUAGACCAAGCGCGAGAGAGGUACAGCAGCCUCCGCGCCCCGAAGUUUUCUGCUUCCUUCGCCGCGGCAGACUGUUAUGCCCAUUCGUUCAGCGACACGCUCCCACCAUCCAUGUUCCAAGCUGUCUUCCCGCCAGCAGGGCAACCUUUCGACGUAGUGUCUAUGCAGUUUUGUAUGCAUUAUGCAUUUGAAAGUGAAGAAAAAGCACGGACGAUGUUGGAGAACGUGAGUAAAUGGAUGAGAGACGGUGGAGUAUUUCUAGGGACGAUCCCGAAUAGUGCACAGUUAUUGGAACAGCUUGACGCAUUACCUGAAGACGCGGAGGAUCUUUCUUUUGGGAAUAGUGUCUAUAAAAUCCGGUUUGACGAUCGCAAAGAACGCCCACUGUUCGGUCAUCGUUACUGGUUUUAUCUCAAAGAUGCCGUAGACGACGUACCGGAAUAUAUCGUUCAUUGGGAUCACUUGGUCCAGAUGGCAACAGAGUACGACCUCUACCCGACUUACAUGAAAGAAUUCCACGAGGUAUUUAGCGAGAACCAGGAACAUGCCGAAUUUGGACCUCUUCUUCAACGCAUGAAAGUCGUCGACGCCAACGGGGAGUCUCAGAUGGACGAGGAUCAAUGGGAAGCGGCCACGGUGACUGCCGGGUGGUCUUCCCCCCAUUCUUCGCUGUUACACUGCGGGCUUAAUAACUAACUCACUGUGCCUUUCUUUAGACAUCUACAUCGCGUUUGCUUUCGAGAAGCGGUCACGAUGAACAGGGCGUCCCUUAAGUCUUGUCGGACAGUUCGUCGAAUCCAGAACUACGCUAGCAGGAUUUGCCUUUCGUCGCACAUCACGCCAGGCACUCCCUCGCUAUACUUGCGGCGUGAGUCGCUUAGACAACGAGGCCUGAGGUUUGGCUCAAGAUCAAGUGGGAAGGGAGCGAGAUGGCCGCCGUAACGUCUCCGUAUGCGUUUUAUGUCGGUAUGCUUGCGAUACCUUAGUUUUCAUGCAUGAAUCAUGUCUACAUGCACCCGAUGUACCGUUGCUGUACAAAGAGCCUCACAGGCUCUGUGAAUGUCCAUUGUUGUACAUAUAAAACUUCGUAUAUACACAAUGGCCGAAAUGAGGAUCACACACAAUCCAAUCC